AUGAGUUUGAUAUAAUUUAAGAGAGAAAAAUACGGAAUUAAAUUAAGAAGGGAUGCUCUAGAGAAAAUAUUUAGUUUAAAAAGAGUUAUCAAUUCUCCAGACAUAGUUCAAGUUUUUCAAAAACAAUUAGAAUCAUAUGAGACUGAUAUUUUAGAAGCUAUUGAAAUUUUAAAAUAGUACUAAAAUAUUAAGCCUGAAUAUGUUUAACUCUGGCUUUUCUUGUUGUAUGAUUGUUUUAUCUAUUUGGAUUAACAGUACAAGGGAAAUGAAAUCCUAGACUUAUUGCUAUUUAGUGUUAUUUAAUACCCGUAAGUAAUAUAAAUAAAUAAAUCAAAAGGGCAUAAUCCAGUUCAUAGAGUAUCAACUUUUCGAAAUCCUACUCAGAUAUCAAGACAUCCAAGCACUUCAAAUAAUUGAAACAAUUCUGAAAUCCCAAAUCAUUCGAUCUCGAGAUGUCUAGAUUGAACCUCUUGUUAAUUACAUUUGUUCCUAUAUACCAGAACAUACGAACAAUAUUUUAAACAUCCUUAUUUUACUAUCUCAUAAUAUCGAAUGCAAAGCAGUGAUUAUAGCAAAUGAUCCAAUCAUGAAUAUGUUGCUAAUGGAGAAUAAUCAAUUUCAGGAUGAACGAAGUAGAAUUCUGAGUCAUUUAUCAAGAGGAAAUGUUAAAAUGGUUUAUUAUUUUUAUAAUUCUAAAGAUAAAUUGUAAUCUUUAUUUUAUCUAAAUACAAAACAUUGUCUUAAAAUAAUUAUGCGUUUGAUUUGCUAUGAUGAAACAAAAAAGAUUUUAUCAAUCAUGAGAGAGUAAAGAAUCAACAUUCAAAUUGAGAAAAUAUCCUCAUAAAAUUAUAUCAACUAUAAAAAUGAAAUAGAGGAUAUUCUAUAAGAAUUUUAAUAGUGA
Molecule: messenger RNA, 901 nt
Organism: Paramecium octaurelia
Lineage: Eukaryota; Ciliophora; Oligohymenophorea; Peniculida; Parameciidae
Source: the annotation of a GenBank genome assembly